This is a messenger RNA of Phascolarctos cinereus (koala), 1052 nucleotides long. Its product is annotated as histone H3. Gene Ontology annotation, molecular function: protein heterodimerization activity; DNA binding; structural constituent of chromatin. The record is from RefSeq and is a predicted model, not a curated record. Lineage: Eukaryota; Metazoa; Chordata; Mammalia; Diprotodontia; Phascolarctidae. Gene Ontology annotation, cellular component: nucleosome.
GAGGCCGAAUUGGAGGGAGAGAAAAGGCAGAGAGAGACUCAGCUAGAAGGCCUGGAGUUAAAGGUACUCUCAGGGUCUUCCAAGCCGGUGAACGGGCUCCAUACAGGUGGCGGGAAUAGAGUCCAUAGAAUAUUCUAAAAGUCAAAGUCUAACGCAAACUAAAAGAGAGGACUCGGAGACAAACGGACGGAGAGAUAAAAGAGAAGUCUGUGAUCCCGAAAAAACAAAUCCCAAGCUGGAAAGGGCGAAAAUUAUAAUUAAAACACUUGAACGCGUGCCCGCGGUACAAAGACUGAGUUAGGAAGGGGGCUAGAGGAAAUGAGGGGUCCCGGGAAGGGGGAAAAAGAAGAACAAAGGCAAGCGAGUAAACUGAGCCCAGAGAAGGAAGUGAAAGAGAGGGGCGGGAUGAGGUUAUCCAAUGAAAUUGCUCGGCAUUUCGAGGGCGGGCUAGGGUUGACUUUCCACCAAUUCAUUCGGGCGCAGGGCUUUUGAACGUUCCAAUCAGAACGUUCUCGUCGAUAUAAAUAGAGGCGAGGGCGGUGGGGUUUUUCCGUAGUCGUUUGGUUGUUGGGGAAGUGGAGUUCCCUGCUGUGUGAUCAUGGCUCGUACGAAGCAGACCGCUCGUAAGUCUACCGGUGGCAAGGCGCCCCGUAAGCAGCUCGCUACGAAGGCUGCCCGUAAGAGCGCGCCGGCUACUGGCGGCGUGAAGAAGCCUCACCGCUACCGGCCCGGCACCGUGGCCCUGCGGGAGAUCCGGCGCUACCAGAAGUCGACCGAGCUGCUGAUCCGCAAGCUGCCCUUCCAGCGGCUGGUGCGCGAGAUCGCGCAGGACUUCAAGACCGACCUGCGCUUCCAGAGCUCGGCCGUGAUGGCCUUGCAGGAGGCGAGCGAAGCCUAUCUGGUCGGGCUGUUUGAGGACACGAAUCUGUGCGCCAUCCACGCCAAGCGCGUGACCAUCAUGCCCAAAGAUAUCCAGUUGGCUCGCCGCAUCCGCGGGGAGAGGGCUUGAAGUCCUACAACGCUAACCCACCAAAGGCUCUUUUCAGAGCCAC